AUUUUCUUUUUAUUCUCAACACACCGGAGCAGAGCACCACAACGGUGAGUCUCUUAGUAACUCAGUGAGAUCAUGCAUAGGCUCGUUCCUCGAUAUGGGUAUCCUAAUUCCGCCGAGUUGUUGCGAAAGUCGCGAGCUUUAAGUGCAAAUUCGAAGACUUUAGCUGUAAACAGGAGUAGUAGAUAUGUCAGCAACGAAGCAGCAAGAGAGUCGACACAUUACGAUGUUGUUGAGAUUACCCCACAUUGGAGACAAGAACAGAGCUGCGUUGUUGGAGAUAGAGGAGAUAAACACUUUCACUUGCCACCGUAUAAGAACGGGCCAGACAAUGAUGUCUACUUGUGCAACAGUUACAUAAAUGCUCAUUUUGAGAAGGGAGACUCAGUCUCUGCGCGUAACCUGUUCGACGAAAUGACUCAGAGGAACUCUGUCACAUGGGCAUGCGUUGUUUCAGGGUAUAACCGUAACGGAGAACACAAGGAAGCCUUAUUAUUCUUUAGAAACAUGAUCGAAGAAGGAGUUUUCUCGAACCCAUACGCUUUCGCUAGCGCCCUUAAAGCUUGUCAGGAGUUAGAAGAUUCUGUGGGGAAGCUUUUCGGGAGACAGCUCCACGGCCUAAUGUUCAAACUCUCCUAUGCAUUCAACGCAGUAGCUUCGAAUGUCCUCAUAUCAAUGUACUGGAAAUGCAUAGGGUCUCUCAGUUCUGCUCUUCGUGUUUUCGAUGACAUUCAAGUGAAAAACUCUGUAUCGUGGAACUCCAUCAUAUCUGUGUACUCAGGUGCUGGGGAUUUGAGAUCUGCGUUUAAGAUGUUCUCUAGCAUGCAGUGUGAUGGUUCUAGACCAACCGAGUACACUUUCGGUAGUCUUGUAACUGCUGCUUGUUCUUUGACUCAACCAGAUGUUAGUUUGCUUAAGCAGAUCAUGUGCGCUAUCCAGAAAUCUGGUUUUCUCUCUGAUCUUUUCGUUGGAAGUGGGUUGGUGAGUGCGUUUGCGAAGUCUGGUUCGUUGAGUUACGCUAGGAAGGUUUUUAAUCAGAUGGAAACAAGAAACGCGGUUACAUUGAACGGUUUAAUGGUUGGUCUGGUGCGGCAGAAACGGGGAGAAGAAGCGACUAAGCUAUUUAUGGAUAUGAAAAGCAGGAUUGAUGUUAGUCCUGAGUCAUACGUGAAUCUCCUGAGCUCGUUUCCUGAGUAUUAUUAUCUAGCUGAGGAAGUAGGUCUGAGGAAAGGCAGAGAGGUUCAUGGACAUGUGAUAACAACUGGCUUAGUUGAUUUCAUGGUCGGCAUUGGGAAUGGCCUUGUUAAUAUGUAUGCUAAGUGCGGCUCCAUAGACGACGCUAGACGUGUUUUCCGUUUCAUGAUGGAGAAAGAUUCUGUCUCCUGGAACUCCAUGAUCACUGGUCUUGACCAAAACGGUUGUUUUCAAGAAGCUUUGGAACGCUACCAAAGUAUGAGACGGCAUGAAAUCUUGCCUGGAACUUUCACGCUGAUUAGCUCGCUAAGCUCGUGCGCGAGCUUGAAGUGGGGUAAAGUAGGACAGCAGAUUCAUGGAGAAAGCCUCAGAUUGGGGCUUGAUUUGAACGUUUCGGUUUCAAAUGCGCUUAUCACACUGUACGCAGAGACUGGCUAUGUGAAAGAAUGUCGUAGGAUAUUUUCCUUCAUGUCAGAGCGUGAUCAGGUGUCUUGGAACUCCAUGAUAGGUGCUUUAGCCAGUUCAGAAGGGUCAGUACCUGAAGCCGUGGCAUGUUUCAUGAAUGCCCUACGUGCUGGACAAAAACUUAACAGAAUAACCUUUUCAAGCGUUCUUUCAGCUGUGUCAUCUCUUUCAUUCGGUGAACUCGGUAAGCAGAUACAUGCGCUAGCGUUAAAGUACAGUAUCACAGACGAAGCAACCAUUGAGAAUGCGCUUAUAGCUUGUUAUGGGAAGUGUGAGGAGAUGGAGGAGUGCGAGAAGAUAUUUUCUAGAAUGUCAGAGAGAAGAGAUGAUGUAACUUGGAACUCGAUGAUCUCUGGUUAUAUACAUAACGAGCUACUUCCCAAGGCCUUGGACUUGGUAUGUUUUAUGCUGCAGAGAGGUCAGAGGUUGGAUAAUUUCAUGUACGCGACGGUUCUCAGCGCGUUUGCUUCGGUUGCGACGCUAGAGCGUGGGAUGGAAGUGCAUGCUUGCUCGGUGAGAGCUUGUUUAGAAUCCGAUGUGGUGGUUGGGAGUGCACUCGUUGACAUGUACUCCAAAUGUGGUAGACUAGAUUAUGCUUUGAGGUUUUUCAACGCGAUGCCUGUGAAGAACUCAUAUUCUUGGAACUCGAUGAUCUCUGGCUAUGCACGGCAUGGGCAAGGAGAAGAAGCUUUGAAGCUUUUUGAGAAUAUGAAGCUCGAUGGCAAGACACCACCUGAUCACGUUACAUUCGUGGGAGUCUUGUCAGCUUGUAGCCACGCGGGUUUGGUUAAAGAAGGGUUUAAACAUUUCCAGUCUAUGAGUGAUUCCUAUGGCUUAGCUCCAAGGAUUGAACAUUUCUCAUGUAUGGCUGACUUGCUAGGCCGUGCAGGUGAGCUAGAUAAGUUGGAAAGUUUCAUCGAUAAAAUGCCGAUGAAGCCUAAUGUUCUCAUAUGGAGGACAGUGCUCGGCGCUUGUUGCAGAGCAAAUGGUCGUAAAGCAGAGCUAGGGAGGAAGGCAGCAGAAAUGCUUUUUCAAAUGGAACCAGAAAACGCUGUAAACUAUGUGUUACUUGGUAACAUGUAUGCUGCUGGAGGAAGGUGGGAAGAUCUAGUAUUGGCGAGAAAGAAGAUGAAAGAUGCAGAGGUGAAAAAGGAAGCUGGUUACAGUUGGGUCACCAUGAAAGAUGGAGUUCAUAUGUUUGCAGCUGGUGAUAAGUCACAUCCAGACGCUGAGUUGAUCUACGAGAAGCUCAAGGAGCUCAACAGAAAGAUGAGGGACGCAGGUUAUGUGCCGCAGACAGGAUUCGCCUUGUAUGAUCUAGAGCAAGAGAACAAGGAAGAGAUACUGAGCUAUCACAGUGAGAAGCUCGCUGUAGCUUUUGUUCUCACGACACAGAGAAACUCUACACUGCCAAUCAGAAUAAUGAAGAACCUUAGAGUUUGCGGUGAUUGUCACUCUGCUUUCAAGUAUAUAUCAAAGAUCGAAGGGAGACAGAUUGUUCUAAGAGAUUCAAACAGGUUUCAUCAUUUUCAAGACGGUGAAUGCUCAUGUAAAGAUUUCUGGUGAUUCCAUGAGAGGUGAUUCAGCACUUAUUCACUCAAACCAUUGUUCUUUCUGCUACUGGAAAGGAAAGUAGAGAUGCAUCAAAGCACUGAGUUACAUACAAUAUAUGAGUGGAGGAGCUCAUAUGAUGGUCAGACCAAUCAUGCGCAAAAUGAUUGAUUCAUAUGAUCAACCAUCUCAGUUGGCGCUUGUGAUAUCCCAAGAUUCCAGAAAAAGUAAUCUUUCCACUGUAUGCCACUUUACUCACACUAGCCAGUGCGUUACGAGUUGUAACUUUCAUUUCUAUCUCUCUUCAUAUGCAAUUUGUUGUAUAGAUUAACUUCCUUGAACAAGACAGUCACCCUCGUUUGUGAAUUGGUCAAAAAGGUAUGUCGAAGAUGAGGAGAGUAAGCUAUUUAUUUUGAAGGCAUGUGAAGAUCCAGAGCAGAUCAUAGAGUGUACAGGUGCCUGAAAGUGGUGUAGGCAUUGCGUAUUUACUCAUGUAGUCCCCAAGAUUCACUUUAUGGUACUCAGCAUGACAAUAUUUUUCCACCUUUUCUUAUCAUAAAACUGCAUGUAAGUAACUAGUGUUUCGUUUGUUAUAAAGGUGUUGUAUGUUAAUUUCA
This is a messenger RNA of Raphanus sativus (radish), 3824 nucleotides long. RefSeq names its product putative pentatricopeptide repeat-containing protein At5g09950. The record is from RefSeq and is a predicted model, not a curated record. Gene Ontology annotation, biological process: RNA modification. The coding region runs from base 73 to 3222 and encodes 1049 amino acids. Gene Ontology annotation, molecular function: zinc ion binding; RNA binding; protein binding. The transcript is spliced from 4 exons. NCBI's taxonomy places the organism in Eukaryota, Viridiplantae, Streptophyta, Magnoliopsida, Brassicales, Brassicaceae.